UUUUAAUUUUGAAACGUGUGGUAUAUAAAUAUAAAAUUAUAAAUAACUCUUGUGUGAUAAAAGCAUAGAAAUUAGAGUACGUUAGGGUUUAUAGAUCUGCUUUAUUCAACCAUGCCCGCCUCCAUUCUUCUCCGAUCUCGGGUUUAGAAGGAAUCAAAGUGAACUCUAGACUCUCUUUGUUAGAGGAUAUCAUUGUGUGUUUUGGUGGCAAGCAUGUCAUCAAGUAAGAAAGAAGAAGCAGGUGGUCAGGAUGCUGCUGAAAGAAUCAAGGCUGCGGCUUUGUCAGCUGCGAAAGGGCUAAGUCGUGCUCAGGCUGAGCGUGCUGCAGAGGCUGCAGCUCGGAAUGUAAAUGCUUAUGGACAGAAGGAAGAGGGGCCUAGUAGAUGGCAGGAAAGGAAAGAGGCAAAGAGGCAGAUGUAUCUCAUGAGUACUGAGAAGCAAGUUAGAUUAGGUGAAAGGAAGGACGUUAAGAAUUCAAUGUCUACCGUCUCUGGGGCUGGUUCAUGUCAGAAGUGUUUCGAAAUUGGUCAUUGGACUUAUGAGUGCAAAAAUGAAAGAGUUUACAUCUCACGACCUUCCCGAACCCAACAACUUAAAAAUCCAAAAUUGCGAAUGAAGCCUGUCUCUUACGAUCUGGAUAACCCAGAUAUUGUGAAUGAGGUAGAACCUGAAAAGAAUUCUAAGAAAACCAAAACCAAAACCGUAAGAAAGAGUAAAAGGAAGCAUAAGUCAGAUACUGAAUCGGGUACAGAUAGCGAUGCUUCGGUGUUUGAAUCUGGGUCAUCAUCGGAUGCUGGGUCUGAUAGGUCUUCUGAAGAGAGUGAAUCGAGCUACAGUUCAUCCAGUGAUUCAGAGGAAGAGAGGAGGAGGAGAAGCAAGAAAAACAAGAAGAAGAAGCAACAGCAGCAGAGGAAAAGGAGACACAGAAAGCAUAGUUCAACUUCUGAGUCAUCUGAUUCGGAUUCUGAUUCUGAAUCAGACUCAGAUUCUGAGGAUCGGAGUCGUCGAAAGAAGAGAAGUAGCAAAAAGCAUUAAAAAAGGAUACCAGUUACAGGAAUUUGCUUUGGGCAAAUUUCCUGGAUUAAGAUGUUUAUUUGCUUUUGGUAUUCUUAUUGGUGCUAUUAGUAAUCUGUAGUGGCCUAGUGGGGGAACCUUGUUUAGUGGGGACAUUGGUGGUAAGGAAACAGCCUACAAAUUAUACUUUGCAAUGUGACCUUUUGCUGUUCUACUUCUCUGGAAUAGAAGAGAACUCAGAUAAGUUAUGUGAGAUGUUUUCGGUGGAACUUCAGAGGACUUGAGAAUUGAACUACCCAAGUGUACUUGGGUAUAUUUGUUGCUUGUAAUAUCCAUAAAUUUUCGGUGCAAACACUUUGCCAAUCUCCGUUACUGCUAUAUUAUUUUUUAAACUUUAAAAUUUUCUGGAUUUCA
Molecule: messenger RNA, 1428 nt
Organism: Daucus carota subsp. sativus
Lineage: Eukaryota; Viridiplantae; Streptophyta; Magnoliopsida; Apiales; Apiaceae
Exons: 2
Coding region: 214-1035 (273 amino acids)
Source: RefSeq, a predicted model, not a curated record